GAGGCUUUUAAGUUUUAUCCAAACAAACAACAGCAACAACAAAAAAAAAAGGACCCAAGGAUUUUUUUAUAUAAAAGUUGAAUCUAAAAUAAUUUUUGGAUCUUUGUGUUAUUAUAGUUGGAUCUUUGUGUUAAUUAUAUUAAUAUAAUAUUCUUUUUAAAGAGUGAGUAUUACUAUAUUACAGAUCGUUCCAGAGAUUUCAACUCUUAUAAAAUCCAAAAUUUUACAUGUCAAAAAAAAAAAACUUUUCUUUGAACUCCAAAUUCUAUAUACUACAAUUCAGCUAGGGUUUUCAAUAUUUAUAUACUCCAAUUGAUAGUCUAAUUAAUUGGAAGUGUAAGAGUACUAUUCGUGUGUUAGUAGAAAUUGUUGGAAUUGUGAAUUGUAAUUGCGCCGAUUGGAUUCGGUUAAUGUUUCGAAUGGAGAUUGACUCUCCGCCGGAGUCAUAUACCCCCACUCCUAUGGACCGAAUUCUUCAGAGGCUUGACAGUCUUGGAGUUCCUGCUGAGAAUUUGGAACAGCUACAGCCUGGUUUAGUUGCUUACGUGAAGAAUAAUAAAUCGCAGAUGGGAGAGUUAGUCUCUGCACUUCUUCCUACUAAUGAGGAGGCAAUGGAGGUUAUUACGGAACAGCAAAUAGAGUCUCCCAAAUCCACGGUCAGUUCAAGCGAUAAUGUUAAAGAUUUAUUCCAAGAAAGUAUGGAUUGGAUACAGUGGUUGAUGUUUGACGGUGAACCAAGUAGAGCUCUGGAGCAACUGGCAGAUACUGGUCAGCGUGGUGUUUGUGGAGCCGUUUGGGGUAACAAUGACAUUGCGUAUCGCUGUCGUACAUGUGAGCAUGAUCCCACAUGUGCAAUAUGUGUUCCAUGUUUCCAGAAUGGGAACCACAAGGACCACGAUUACUCUAUCAUUUAUACAGGUGGUGGUUGCUGUGAUUGUGGAGAUGUUACUGCUUGGAAACGUGAAGGGUUUUGUUCCAGGCACAAAGGUGCUGAGCAGAUUCAACCUCUUCCAGAGGAGUUUGCAAACUCAAUGGGGCCUGUACUGGAUUUAUUACUGUCUUGUUGGAGAAAAAAGCUUCUAUUUCCGGAAAGCAUCUCUGGGAAAAAUGCAAGAGGAAAUGAUCAUGCUGCUGAGCUCAAACAGGUUAUAGAUGAGUUAACAUCUGCAGUGGUGGAGAUGCUAUUGAAGUUCUGCAAGCACAGUGAAAGUUUGCUUAGUUUUAUCUCUAGGAGAGUAUCUUCAUCUGCAGGGUUACUAGAUAUUCUUGUGCGGGCAGAGAAGUUCAUGAUCUCUGAAGAAAAUGUUAAGAAGAUUCAUGAAUUACUGUUGAAAUUGUUGGGCGAACCUCAAUUUAAAUAUGAAUUUGCAAAAGUAUUUCUGAGCUAUUACCCAACUGUUGUGAACGAGGCAGUAAAGAAAGGCAAUGAUAGAGUUUUCAACAAUUAUCCACUGCUAUCAACAUUCUCAGUGCAGAUAUUUACGGUGCCUACUUUGACCCUACGUCUUGUGAAGGAAAUGAAUCUUCUGCCCAUGCUGUUGGGAUGUUUAGAGGACAUAUUUGUGUCUUGCGCUGGAGAAGAUGGUAAAUUGCAGGUCAUGAAAUGGGCAGAUUUGUAUGAAACAACUCUCCGUGUGGUUGAAGAUAUUCGAUUUGUCAUGAGUCAUUCUCUUGUACCUAGAUAUGUGACUCAUGAUCGGCGAGAUAUAUUGAGAACAUGGAUGAAACUAUUGGCUUUCGUGCAAGGAAUGAACCCACAAAAAAGAGAAACUGGCAUUCAUGUAGAAGAAGAGAAUGAGAAUAUGCAUUUGGCUUUUGUUUUGGGUCAUUGUGUUGCAAAUAUUCACUGUCUUUUGGUUGGUGGUGCUUUCUCUAUGAGUAAUACAGAAGAUGCUGAUGAUUCUUUCUUCAACACACACACAGAAAAUUUUGAAGACCAAGAUAGCCAAAGACAUGCAAAAGUUGGAAGGCUAUCACAGGAAAGUUCUGUAUGUAGUGUGGCUGGGAGGAGUCCAUUAGAACAUUCAUCCAAGGUUCCUGAAUUAAAAUAUGAUAGUUUUCCAGUAUCAUCAUCUGUUUUAUGUUUAACAUUCGAGUGUUUGAGGGCCAUUGAAAAUUGGCUGAUAGCCGAUAACACUUUGGGUCCUCUCCUUCACAUAUUAUGUCCGAAAAAAAGUUCCAGUCCUGUCAAUAAAUUCUCUGCAUUGAAAAGAACACUUUCAAAGAUUAGAAGAGGCAGAGAAAUUUUUAAACCUCAGAGUCCUCCUUCAAAUGACAUUAGACUCUCGACUUCUGCUGAAGGUUAUAAUGAAAAAUAUUCUUGUCCUUCCCUGAAUGGUAGUACUACCUUGGAUUCUGGCCAAGGUUCGGGCCAAGAAGCAGCUUGCCUUGGUGGGCAUGAUGACGGCAUGCUGGAAGGAGAUAAUGCAUCUGAAUUAGAUGCUCUGCGGUUGCUGAGUUUGUCUGAUUGGCCUGAUAUAGUAUAUAAAGUUAGUUUACAGGAUAUAUCUGUUCACAUUCCAUUGCAUCGAUUACUUUCACUUGUUUUACAGAGGGCACUAGGCAAAUGUUAUGGGGAGACUGCAGAACAAGGUGCUACUUCUGCUAAUUUGUCACCUUCUGUCCAUUAUGACUUUUUUGGUCAUAUUCUGGGAGGCUAUCACCCACAGGGUUUUUCUGCCUUCAUUAUGGAGCAUACUCUUCGGGUUAGGGUGUUUUGUGCUCAGGUUCAAGCUGGAAUGUGGCGUAGGAAUGGUGAUGCUGCUAUAUUAUCCUGCGAGUGUUAUCGUUCUGUCCGCUGGUCUGAGCAGUGUUUGGAACUUGACCUCUUUCUGCUGCAAUGCUGUGCUGCACUAGCUCCUGCUGAUUUAUAUAUUAGUAGAAUUUUAGAACGUUUUGAGCUAUCAAAUUACCUAUCCUUCAAUCUUGAACGUCCUAGUGAGUACGAACCAGCUUUAGUUCAAGAGAUGCUUACUCUUAUUAUUCAAAUAGUAAAAGAACGACGGUUUUGUGGGCUAACCUCGAGUGAAUGUCUGCGAAGAGAAUUAGUAUAUAGACUAUCAAUUAGUGAUGCCACUCAUAGUCAGCUGGUGAAGUCUCUUCCUCGUGACCUAGCCAAGAUCGAUAAAUUUCAGGAAAUUUUGGACAGAAUAGCAACAUAUUCAAAUCCAUCUGGCAUUAAUCAGGGUAUGUACAAACUGCGGUUGCCCCAUUGGAAGGAACUGGAUCUGUACCAUCCUCGUUGGAAUUCGAGGGACUUGCAAGUAGCUGAAGAAAGAUAUAUGCGUUUCUGUAAUGCAUCAGCAUUAACCACUCAGCUUCCGGGAUGGAGCAAGAUUUAUCCACCACUUGGUCAUAUAGCUGAAGUAGCUACCUGUAGUACAGUGUUCCAAAUUGUACGUGCUGUUGUAUCAUAUGCUGUGUUUUCUGAUGCAUCAAAUGCUUCGCAUGCUCCAGAUGGUGUUCUUUUAAGAGCACUGCAUUUGCUGUCACUAGCAUUGGAUAUUUGUCAUGCACAUAGGGAAUCUAGUGAACAUAGUUUCUAUAAGGGUGAUGCUAUUCCAAUUUUAGCACUGGCUUGUGAAGAAAUAUCAAUGGGUAAAUUUGGUGAUCAGAGCUUGCUGUCUCUUCUUGUUUUCUUAAUGAGAAAGCACAAGAAAGAAAAUUACGUUGUGGAAACUGGAAUGCUUAACCUCGUAUCUUUGGUUGAAAAUCUUCUGAAGAACUUUGCUGAACUACAACCUGAAUGCAUGAGAAAACUGCAAGACCUUGCUCCGGAUUUGGUCAAUCAAUUAUCUCGAUCCUUUCCAAGCGGUGAUACAAACAGCUUCAUAUCAGUUUCAGACAGUGAUAAGCAUAAGGCUAAAGCUCGAGAGAGACAAGCUGCUAUACUGGAGAAGAUGAGGGUCCAGCAAUCCAAGUUUUUAGCAAGUAUUGGUUCCACACAAGAUGUUGCUGCAGAUGAUUCUAAACAUGGCGAAGAGUUAUGCAAUUCAGAUGGUAGAAUUAGAUCUGAAGAUUCUACUCCUGUUAUAUGCUCUCUUUGCCAUGAUCCAAAUUCUAAAAGCCCGUUAUCUUACCUAAUUCUUCUUCAGAAAUCCAGGCUUCUCAGUUUCACCAACAGAGGUCCUCCUUCAUGGGAACAAACUCGCCGCCCUGGGAAAGAGCCCAUGUCUUGUGCCAAACAAGUUACUGACAUUUCAUCUGAAAGGAGCAAUCUCUCAAGAAGUUCAGAAACUAUUUCACCAUCUUGGUUAAUGCAAUUAAUCCAAAAUAAAGUAAAUGAGUUUGCUUUAGAAGGACAGCCUAAGGAAGUGGAAGCAUUUCUGGAAUAUAUCAAGGCAAAAUUCCCCUCAGUGAAGAACAUUCAACCUUCUUGCGCAUCAGUCACUGUAAAGAAAAAGACACCCUCUUCCUUCGAGAUGCUAGAAGAACACAUGUACUCGCUGAUUCGGGAUGAAGUGGAUGCUUAUUCAUGGGGCUGGGAUCUUUUAAAAAAUGAUAAGAAACUUUCAGCAUUGAGUAAUGAUGGGAGUGCUGAGUCACUUCUGCUCGGAAGAUACAUUUCUGCUCUUUCAAGAGAAUGUAGUCCUGCAUCAGUGAAUAGCCGCAAGGCACAAUUGGAGUCAAGUAUGCUGCUUCCAACAUACAAUGAAUUUAGUCCAUCAGAUUGUGAUGGAAUAUAUCUUUCAUCGUGUGGUCAUGCUGUGCAUCAGGGAUGUCUUGACCGCUAUUUAUCUUCGCUAACGGAAAGAUAUACCAGACGAAUUGUUUUUGAAGGGGGUCAUAUUGUAGAUCCAGAUCAGGGGGAGUUCCUCUGUCCUGUAUGCCGUGGACUUGCCAACUCAGUUUUGCCAGCAUUAUCUGCAGAUGCUAAAAGGUCUACACCAUCUGUUUCAACUGGUUCAUCAGAUGCUGUAGGCCUUCCGAUGCUUCGUUUUCAAGAAGCUUUAUUACUUCUGCAAAGCGCAGCUGAUGUUGCUGGAAGUAGAGAGAUUUUACAGAGUCUUCCAAUUCAGCAAUUCGGGCAGAUGAGCGUGAAUCUUGAAUCUGUGGUUCGGGUAUUAUGUGAAAUGUAUUUCCCGGACAAGGAUAAGAUUUCAGAAUCUGGUAGGCUUAGUCACUCUCUGAUUUUAUUUGACACACUCAAGUACUCACUUGUGUCGACCGAGAUUGCUGCUCGAUGUGAAAAAACUUCUUUAGCUCCAAACUACAGCCUUGAUGCCCUGUACAAAGAACUCAAAUCGUCAAACUGUUUUAUAUUAGCUUUAUUACUAAGUAUUGUGCAAAACACACGGACAAAGAACUUACUUACUGUCCUGUUGAGGCUAAGAGGAAUUCAGCUGUUUGCGGAGUCUAUAUGCUCAGGCAUUUCUGCAGAUGAGCCUCCAAACAGUCCUACUGUUAGAGGUAAUAUGCAAGACUUCUUGGAAUUUUCUGAGAUGGAAUUACAGUACCCUGAUAUUCAGUUCUGGAAACGAGCCUCUGAUCCACUUCUUGCACAUGAUGCCUUUUCAUCAUUAAUGUGGGUGUUAUAUUGCCUCCCGGUCCCAUUUCUAUCAUGCGAGGAAUCAUUCUUGUCUCUUGUUCAUCUUUUCUAUGUUGUCACUAUUAUUCAGACGGUAAUUACCUAUUGCAGGAAGCGGCAAACUAGUUUGACUGAGUCAGGAUGUAGUGAUUCUCUUGUUACUGACAUCUACAGAAUAAUGAAUGAAAAUGGAGUUGCUUACAAAUAUUUUGAUUCUAAUCAUAUGGAAACUCAUGAUGUCAAAGAUGCAAUUCGUAGCUUGAGUUUUCCUUAUUUAAGAAGAUGUGCAUUGUUGUGGAAAUUGGUUCGUUCUUCUAUAUCAGUACCAUUUAAUGACGGGAGUAACAUAUUAGAUGGAUUACCAUAUUCCAUGGGAGAAACAUCGGAAUGUGGGGAGAACAAAGCAGUUGAGUUCAAUGAGAUUGAAAAGCUGGAAAAGUUAUUUAAGAUUCCCCCACUUGAUGAUGUUAUUAGUAAUAACACAAUACGUUUUGUGGUUCCAAGAUGGUUGCGUCGAUUCUCCAAGCAGUUUGAAGCUCACAUACCAAAGGAUGUUAUGUAUUCUACCCCUGCUGUUCCAUUUAAACUGAUGCUUUUGCCUCAUCUUUACCAGGAUCUCCUGCAGAGGUAUAUUAAGCAACAUUGCCCAGACUGUGGUGUUCUUCUGGAGGACCCUGUGUUGUGCUUGUUGUGUGGUAGACUGUGUUCUCCGAAUUGGAAACCAUGCUGCAGAGAAAGUGGGUGCCAAACACAUGCAAUGGUAUGUGGAGCAGGUACUGGAGUGUUCUUGUUAAUCAGAAAAACCACAUUGUUGCUUCAAAGAUCCGCUCGUCACGCAUCGUGGCCUUCCCCAUACUUGGACGCAUUUGGUGAAGAGGAUACCGAAAUGCAACGUGGGAAGCCCUUGUACUUGAAUGAGGAACGCUAUGCAUCCUUAACUCAUAUGGUGGCUUCUCAUGGACUAGAUCGGAGUCCAAGGCUCAUCCGUUCUCCGAAUAUCGGCGCUUUUUUUAUGCUUUAGCUCGACUUUUUCAUAAGGUUUACUAAAGGUUAACUAGGCCCAUGGAAUUCGUCAAAGAUGAUAAAUAAAAAUUCAGUUGUACAGUCCCGAGUUUAGACUCAGACAGAGCAUGUUCAAUGUUCCGUAGUCUGCUACUAUCUAAUAUACAGAUUAUCAAGGUUAGUUUGUAAUUACUUUGUUCUAUUUUGAAAUUUUUUUGCUUCAAUAGUUCAGUGUUAAUAGAUCAGUUUCAUUAGCCUGUCUUGGCGGCAGGGUUAUCCAGACAGUUCCUUUGUAUGAUUGUUGGUGAUUAAUGUUUCUUAAAUUCCUUUGUUAAAUUAGCUACCAGUUUUAAAAAAAAUUCCUUUGUUUAUUCAACUUAAAUUUACUUUUCCUGAUAUUUCAGUUAACUCUGUGUAAGUGCCUGAGCUUGCUGUAAAAAUGUAAGAGGAAGUGUCCCAACACCAUCAUCAAUGAAGUGCCUAAGAUUUAAAAAAUGUUUUCCAACAAUUGAACUCCAGGCUCGGGACCAAAAUUCCAGAUGGAGCCUUAAAUUGAUCAAUGAGAUUUUACGAUAAACAAUGCAAUCUGGGGUAAUGACGGGCCUGGUGUUUGGACUUUCUGCAGAGAGGUCGUAGACAAACUUGGUUCUAAAUACAAGGAUAUUCGGCAUCUGCAUCUGCUAGUUAAAGUUGUACAUGAUUUUAGCAAGUACUAGUAUCUGAUAGUGUUUGGCAGGAUAUUCGGCAUUCGCAUCUUCUAGGUUAAAGUUUUACGUGAUUUUAGCAAGUACUGGUAUCAGGUAGUGUUUGGCAGGAUGCUUUUUUUUUGUGGUUUAGUUUGGUUAGAGUUUGUAUUCCAAAUUAAGUUAUAAGUGAUUAUCAACAAUGUCCCCGGUGUAAUCCAACAAGUAGGGUUUGGGGAGGGAUGUAUGCAGAUCUUACCCUUACCUUUGUAGGAUAGAGAGAUUGUUUCCAAUAGACCCUCGGCAGAUAAAAAGCGUGAGCAAAGCAGGAUAAAUAGGAAAUAAGCCAACACAAUAGCAAGAUAAGCAAAGCAAAGAAAGUAACAGGUAAAAUGAGGGAGGUUAUGAAUGAAUUAGGAGAGCUAGAGAGGAUAAAAGUAGGGAGAAAGUUGGAGGAGAGGAAGAAGGAGAGGAAAGAGGGGUUGGAAAGGGAACUAACUAGGUUGGCUUUGGCUCAAGAGGUUGGCCGGAGGAAAAAAUUGAGGGCAUUGUGGUUGGAGGAAGGGGACUCGAACACAAUCUUUUUAUAGGACAACAAUCUCAAAUAGAAGAAGGAACUUCAUUGAGUCGGUGGAGGUAUAUGGGGUGGUGCAUGUGGGGGAGGAGGAAGUUGAAGGGGAAGUUGUAGAGUAUUACAAUCGUUUAUUCAAAGAGGAAGCAAUUGGAGGCCUAAUUUGGGGGGUUUAGAGUUCAAUCACAUUGGUAAUCACAUUGGUGGGAGGAGUGUGGAUGGCUAGGAGAGGAGAUUGAGGAGGACGAAGUGAGGAAUGUAGUAGAAUGUUGUGAGGGCGAUAAAUCUCCAGGGCUUGAUGGUUUCUUUUUGGCUGUAUUUAAGCAUUGUUGGAGCAUGGUCAAAACUGAGGUGAUGGAUGCUAUUGCUGAGUUUCAGGAAAGGGGUGAUUUUGAAAAAAGUUUGAAUGCUUCGUUUAACCUCAUCAUCCCUAAGCGGGAGGAAGCCUCGAGCAUGAAAGACUAUAGGCCUAUUAGGCUAGUGGGAAGCAUCUAUAAGUUUAUCUUUAAGGUGCUUUCUAUUAGAGACUUAAGAAGGCGUUGGAUGAGACGGUAUCUACCUCGCAGAAUGCUUUUGUUGAGGGUAGACAAUUUUGGAUGCAGCUUUGGUGGCGAAUAAAGUGGUGGAUUCAAGGAGAAAGCAAGGUGUGCCAAGUGUACUAUGCAAACUAGAUCUUGAAAAGGCCUAUGAUUAUGUGAAUUGGAGUUUCCUAGGUACCAUUAUGCUACAAAUGGGAUUUGGGGAGAAAUGGAUUAAAUUUUGCAUCUCUUCAGUGAGAUAUUCCGUUUUGGUGAAUUACAAUCCUUGUGGUUUUUUUGAGAGCUCGAGGGGUUUGAGACAAAGGGAUCCUCUAUCUCCCAUGUUGUUCAUCUUAGUAAUGGAAGCGUUGAGCAUGAUGAUGGAUAAAGCUGUCAUGGGAGGAUUCAUAAAGGGUUUCAAUGCUGUAGUUGGGGGUGUUAGAACACUUUUGAUUUCUCAUUGGUUGUUUGCAAAUGAUACUUUGGUGUUUUGUGAUGCAAAUAGGAUCCAACUGGAUUAUUCAGGCCCUAUGAUACUUUGGUGUUUUGUGAUGCAAAUAGGAUCCAACUGGAUUAUUUAGGCCUUAGUCCUCACUUGGUUUCAAGUUGUGUCGGGCCUUAAAAUUAACUUGAGAAAGUGCGAGAUCAUUCCAGUAGGAGAGAUUGGCGACAUUAACUCUGGCCCAACUUUUGAAUUGCAGGGUUGGGGUCCUUCCUACUACAUAUCUUGGGUUACCGUUGGGUGCUUCGAACAAGAAUGUUACAAUGUGGAAUUCGGUUAUCCAAAGGGUUGAGAAAAGAUUAGCAGAGUGGCAGAGGAGAUAUUUGUCCAAAGGUGGAAAAGAGGUGCUCAUUAAGAGUACUCUUUCGAGCAUUCUUACUUAAUACAUUUCUUUGUUUAAUGCUCCAGCUUCACAGGAAAGUUGGAAAAGAUCCAAAGAGAUUUUCUUUGGGACGAGUCGGAUGGACGAAGAAGCUUCAUUUGGUGAAAUGGAAGACUGUCACUUCUCCCAAAAAAAUGGGAGGGCUGAGCAUUAAAGAUUUAAAGGUGUUUAACAAAGCUUUGUUGGGUAAGUGACUUUGGAGGUUUGGGGUGGAGGUGAAUGUUUUCGGGAGAGGGGUGAUAGUUGAUAAUUAUGGGGCUAUAGAAGGGGAAUGGAGAACUAGAGACAUUAAUAUGCCUUUUGGGUGUGGUUUGUGGAGGGAUAUCUUGAAGGGAUGGGAUGAUUUCAAAGUAAGCAUCUCAUUCAAGGUAGGAGAUGGGAAGAGAGUGAAAUUUUUGGGACAUAGGUGGUGUGGAGACAAUUUAUUGAAAGAUGACUUCCCGAGCCUUCACAAAAUUUCUUGCCAAAGAGACUUGACUAUACAACAAAUUAGGGGGACACAAGAGGGAGAGACCUUUUAGGACCUGAGAUUAGGAGGGACUUUCAUGACUGGGAAGGCGAAUAAGUUCCAAAGAUUGUUGGACUUACUCCAUAAACAAGUCAUGACAGUAGAUAAUUCUGAUGCUUUAUGGUGGGAGGCAGGGAAUAAUGUCAUGUUUUCAAUCAAGUCAAGUCUUAUUAUGGAAAACUUCUAGUUAGAGAGGUAGAUGUUUUUCCAUGUAAUAUUGUUUGUAUUCCUAAGGCAUCGAGGAAGGUGUGUUUAUUCGUUAGGCCAACCACUCAUGGACGGCAGAAAACCUUUGAAAUCUAAAGGUUGGUUGCAUCAGUUGGUGUUAUAUGUGCAAGAAAACGGGUGAGGAUGUGGAUCAUCUUCUUCUUCAUUGUAUUCUACCACGAGGUUAUGGUGGUAUAUGCUUAGGUGGUUUGAUACUUCAUGGGCAAUGCCAAGAGCUUUGAAAGAAUUGAUGAUUAGUUAGAAGAGCGGGAGGAGAAGACGUAAGGCUUGGAACGUGGUUCUACUCACGUUGAUGUGGGUGGUGUGGAGGUAAAGAAAUAUGAGAGCUUUAGAGGGGGCAAAAUCGAGCUUUUCUCAUGUGAGGAGUAGCCUCCGGUCCGUUGUUUUCUUUUGAUGCACCCAUAGAAUUCCAACUUGUAUAGGAGAUUGGGUGGAGUUUGUAGAGAAUCAUUUAUUAUUGUAGAUUCUUUAUACGGCCAAUUAUAUGGCCAUGUUUAUGAAUGAAAGUACGAUUACUUGAUAAAAACAACAACAGGUAGUUAUACAAUGGAAGAAUAAGAUACGGUAAAAGUACUAAGAGGAAAAUGAGAAAAGGAGACUAGUUCUCUGCCUACCACAACACACAACUAGCUGCUACUCUUCUACUCUAAUCUUCGACUUCUGAACCUUCCUAUCUAGGGUCAUAUCCUCAGUAAGUUGAAGAUGUGUCAUGUUAUGUCUAAUAUCCUCCAGUUCUUCUGGCCUGCCUCUAGUUUUGCGUACAACUUGCUAUAGUCACACCUCUCACUGAUGCCUCCCUGCACCUGUUCACAUGCCUGAACCACUCCAGCCUCACUUUCCUGAUCUUUUUUGAUAUGGAGACCACCCCACUUUGUCGGGUUUAACUUUGUUUCUAAUCUUGCCUCUCCUAGAAUGCCCGCUCUUCCAUUUGAGAAUCUCAUCUCUACUAUCUUCAUCUUCUAAACGUGUGCACUCUGACGGGCCAGUACUCUGCCCUAUACAAUAGUGUAGGUCUAACCAUCACUCUGUAAAACUUAUCUUUAAACCUUGCUAACACAUUUUUGUCAUACAGUAUCCGGGCUGCAAACCUCCAUUUCGCUCACCCCCCUCCAGUACGAUGAGCGAAUCAUCAUGAAUUUCCCCGUUUCAUUGGGUUAUAGACCAAGAUACUUGAGACUUCCUCAUUUGGUUAUGACUUAUGUAUCUAUCUUCACUUCCACCCCCACUUCAUGUGUUAUGCAACUGAACUUGCACUUCAGGUACUCAAUCCUACCCCGUCUUAACCUGAAACUUUUAGAUUCUAGGGCUUGUCAUUGUUCUUGGACUUCUCGAAGGUAUCAUCUUUGUAAGGACACAUUUUUAAUAAAGGGAUUUGAAGGACAGUUGGUUGGUAAAAGAACUGAAUAGCAGAUCGUCUGAGGUUUUCAAAUGAUGACCAAAAGUUGCGAAAAUCUAUACAAAUAACUUUGUCCCUGUGUUGUUUUUUCUGAUCCACGUGCUGGGAGGAAGGGAGAGGGAAGCUUUCUAUCAAAUUUGCAAAAUUCAUUUUCGAAAUCUUUAGCAAUCCAAAGCCCUAAUGGGAGAAUUGACUUGUGGAAUCUGAUAUGACUAGACUAUGCUGCAUCAGCGCCUCUUCAUGUCCUCCCUCCUUUGCUAAAGCGAUGCUAAAAAUUUGUAUUGCGGGAAUAUUUUAUUCUUCCAGUCCCCCAAACUAACCCCUGCUAAGCCAAAAGAAUUCUAGCUUGAAGUUCUGUCAACUUUUACUAAUAUUUAAUCAUCUUUAUAGUUGAGCUAGACAAGUCUCCUUAAAUUUGAACUUCUUUUGAUUUGCAUAUGUUUUUUGAACUUUUUUUGGUUUGCAGUUGUUGGUUUCCAUGGUAGUCCGAAUAAACACUCAUACUUCUCCGUUUAAUCCCUAUGCUCCAAAAUCAUUAUCCAAUUUUGCUACGUGAGAGUUAAAAGAGAACUGAAAUUCUUUAAUAUACUUAUUAAGCAUUUUAAAAUGUAGUCGGUUGCAACUUGUAUUAUUUUUCAUAUAGUUUAUCCAUAUUUUUGAGUUUUAUUUUCAAAAACAAAACAAUGGUUGAUUUUAUCAUUGUAAAGCAAAAAAUAAGUUUAUUGGGAUGGAGGCAGCUAAUGUGGUUUCACUACUAAUUAAGUUAAUGACAACCUAUAAGAACAGAGUGUAUUUGCUUUAAGAAAAAAGUAAAAGAAUAUUAAAUACAAUUCACUAAAAUAAGUUGGUAUUAAUAAGACUAGGUCGUGAAUGUGCCCAGUGCACUAAAGCUCCCGCUAUGCAUGGGAUCUAGUAGAGGGCCAGGCCACAAGGGUUUACUGAACUCAACCUUACCCUGCAUUUAUGCAAGAGGCUGUUCAUGGCUUGAACCGUGACCUCUUUGCUCACAGGACAACUACUUCUCCAGUUACUUCAAUGUGCAAAAACAGAAAA
This is a messenger RNA of Capsicum annuum, 12370 nucleotides long. Its product is annotated as E3 ubiquitin-protein ligase PRT6. The transcript is spliced from 18 exons. NCBI's taxonomy places the organism in Eukaryota, Viridiplantae, Streptophyta, Magnoliopsida, Solanales, Solanaceae. Gene Ontology annotation, molecular function: zinc ion binding; ubiquitin protein ligase activity. Gene Ontology annotation, cellular component: cytoplasm; ubiquitin ligase complex. The coding region runs from base 411 to 6548 and encodes 2045 amino acids. Gene Ontology annotation, biological process: ubiquitin-dependent protein catabolic process via the N-end rule pathway; protein ubiquitination. The record is from RefSeq and is a predicted model, not a curated record.